Messenger RNA from Galeopterus variegatus (Sunda flying lemur), 2201 nucleotides. It is a transcript of the gene LRRC56, whose product is annotated as leucine rich repeat containing 56. Gene Ontology annotation, molecular function: protein binding. The record is from RefSeq and is a predicted model, not a curated record. NCBI's taxonomy places the organism in Eukaryota, Metazoa, Chordata, Mammalia, Dermoptera, Cynocephalidae. The coding region runs from base 12 to 1652 and encodes 546 amino acids. The transcript has 11 exons.
GUUAGGUGUGAAUGGACUCAGCCUCGGAUGGAUCCCAUGGUCCUCGGCCACGCACGGCCAGCAUCCAGGUACGGGAGCUGAGCUGGCAGGGCCUGCACAACCCCUGCCCCCAGAGCAAGGGUCUAGGCAGCCAUGCGGGCAGCUGUGGAGAGCAAUUGGUGGAGGAGUACAUGUCCCCUGCCCGACUGCAGGCCCUGGCCCAGGUGGACGACCUUCGAUUGGUGAGGGUGUUGGAGAUGUGCGUCGACACCCAUGAGAACAGCCUGGGGAACUUCGGGGUGCAUCUGCCCAACCUGAGCCAGCUGAGGUUGAACGGCAGCCGCCUGGGUUCCCUCAGAGACCUGGGCACCUCUGUGGGCCGCCUACAGGUUCUGUGGCUGGCUCGCUGUGGCCUGACUGACCUGGAUGGCAUCGCCUCCUUCCCAAAGCUGAAGGAACUCUACGUCUCCUAUAACAACAUCUCGGACCUGAGCCCGCUGUGCCUGCUCGAGCAGCUGGAGGUGCUGGACCUAGAGGGCAACAGCUUGGAGGACCUGGGGCAGGUGCGCUACCUGCAGCUGUGCCCGCGGCUAAACACGCUCACCCUGGAGGGCAACCUGGUGUGCCUGCAGCCUGCCCCUGGCUCCUCCAACAAGGUGCUCCAGGGCUACAACUACAGGGCGGAGGUGAGGAAGCUCAUCCCACAGCUGCAGGUCCUGGAUGAGGUGCCAGCCACGCACACAGACCUGCCGGCCCCCCAGAAGCUGAACCAGGACUGGCUCAUGGUGAAGGAGGCCAUCAAGAAGGGCAGCAUCCUGGAUGGUCUCCUCCCCACGCUGGAUCGUCCCCUUGGAGCCCCCAUGUGGAGUUUGGAUCCCAAGUUGUCCCUGUCUGAGACCCUGCCCCGGCUUCUCAGACUCUGGCCCCUUUCCCUUCUGGUCCCUGGGGGCCCGCUGCCUGAAGGCCUGCUUCCUGAGGACAUGGCCCCAGAAGACCACAGCAGCAACCUCACCCAUGGUGCAGGCCAAGUCCUCUGCGGGAACCCCACCAAAGGCCUUCGGGAGCAUAGGCACCAGUGCCAGGCCUGGGUGCCCCCAGAGCAGCUGUCUCCACACAGGCCAGAAGACCCAGUCACCAGCACCUCUACCCCAGGGCCCGACCCUGCAGACAUAUGUGACUUCCUGGCCGUGGCCAGGCUUCAGGCCUGGAGGGAGCUGGGCCUGCGCCACCUGGAGUCCCAGCAGGAAAGGGCUGCAGCCCCCUGGGCCCCACGGAGAGCCCCUGAAGAGCAAGAGGACCAAACUAGGCCCAAGACUUACCCCAGCCCCCCAAGCUUGGCCUCAGAGCCUUCCAGGACCUUGGGCUGUCACCUGAUCCCUUCUCCCCCCAAGCACCCAAUGCCACCCAAUUUGGGCACCAGCUCCCCCUGGAGGUCUGCCAACCUGCAGUCCAGGGGCCGCCGGCUCAGAGCCCUGGGCAGCCUGGGGCCUGGCCUGGGUGAGGGGUUGGCUGCAGUGACUGCCCUGAGAGGCCUGGAGGUAGCCUCAGGCCCGAGUCCUGGAGCCCAGGGAUGUCCAGGUCCACCGCCUGCUCUGGAUCCAGCAGCUAGACCCCCAGGCCUGCAGUGCCUGCACCACCUGAACCCUAUCACCCCAGCCCAUUCCCACCCUUAGCGUAGCCCUCUGCCACUGUGGAGCUAGCCUGCCUGCGGGCUGAGGGGAGCCUGAUGUGGACGCUAGCCUCACAAACCCCAGGGCAUCUGGGUGGGGGUGUGGGAAGUGGGCCUGGCCCGGGAGAGGCCUCUCCUGGGAGGCCUCAGCUGCCUACCCCUUCCAUGGGGCCUGGCCUUCCCAGGAGGACCUGUCAGAGGGGCAGGCCUGGAGGAGACCUCCCUGGCUAGGGUAGGGCCUGGGCAGAGGUGGCUGGCUCUGGGGCUGGAAUCUACCCACCCCUUGUGAGCCCUCCAGUUGCCCCUGGGCUCUGAGCCACCGCCUAGGCUGCAGGGGCCAAGGGUCGAGGGGCUGGCGCUAGGUCGCCCAGGGCACAGCCUGGCCUCCCAUCCCUGGUGGAUUUGUGAGUUUCCUGGCGCGGGGAUGGGGCUGCCAGUUGCUCCUCUUGGGGCAGGAUGCUCCAGAAACCAAGCGAAUCACUUUUCACUCUCGGGUGUAUAGAUAAGCGGUUUACUUUGCAGGCAACGUUGGUUCAAUAAAUGGUGCAGGGCA